AUGAAGAACGGACAGUGCGCACAGGAGCUACAAUCUUCCACUCAAGCUUCACAUGAGUCCCAAAGUGAACAGAAAAAUAACCAAUCAAUAGAUGCUCCAAUACAAGAUUCUGGUUCAGUAUCUGCUUCAAGCAAUGACAGUAGGAAAGUUUCAAGACAAGACAUUGAACUCGUCCAAAAUUUGAUAGAAAGAUGUCUUCAGUUGUACAUGAACAGAGAUGAGGUUGUGAAGACCCUCUUGACUCGUGCAAGGAUAGACCCUGGAUUUACAACCUUAGUUUGGCAGAAAUUGGAAGAAGAAAAUGCCGACUUUUUCAGGGCUUACUAUAUCAGGUUGAAACUGAAGAAGCAAAUAAUUUUGUUCAAUCAUUUACUUGAGCACCAGUACCAUCUCAUGAAGUAUCCUCCUGUACCUCCAAAAAUUCCUCUAGCACCGAUGCAAAACGGAAUGCAUCAUCCCAUGGCACCUGUUAACAUGCCAAUGGGAUAUCCUGUACUACAACAUCCUCAAAUGCAUGCUCCAGGCCAUCCUCAUAUUGAUGCAAUGGGAAUAUCAAGCUGCCAUGUUGUUAACGGAGUCCCUGCACCUGCGAAUUUCCAACCGAUGAGGAUGAACUCAGCGAACGAUAUGGUGAUCGAUACAACCGCGGAUGAUGCAACUCCUCAAGUAGUUCCACCAAACAGUGGUGGGAUGUCUGAGAUGCCAGCGAGUCCAGCUUCAGUGGCAUCAAGUGGACACUUUCCAUUUGCUGCUUCAGACAUAUCGGGUAUGGUAAUGGACACGUCGGUGCUUGAUUCCGCAUUCACGUCUGAUGUUGGACCAGACGGUGGAGGAGGAGGAGCCGGGAAUUCCGGAGAUUCCCUCAGGUCAUUUGAUCAGAUCCCCUGGAACUUUAGCCUGUCUGAUCUCACCGCAGAUCUGUCAAAUUUGGGAGAUUUAGGAGCCUUAGGAAACUAUCCAGGCUCUCCAUUUCUUCCAUCUGAUUCAGAGAUUUUGCUUGAUUCUCCUGAACAAGAGGACAUAGAAGAGUUUUUCGUGGAUUCCGUGCCUGGACCUCCUUGUUCGAAUUCAGAUGAAGAGAAGCCUUAG
This is a messenger RNA of Arabis nemorensis, 1089 nucleotides long. The record is from the annotation of a GenBank genome assembly. Lineage: Eukaryota; Viridiplantae; Streptophyta; Magnoliopsida; Brassicales; Brassicaceae.